Messenger RNA from Zootoca vivipara (common lizard), 1224 nucleotides. It is a transcript of the gene ARC, whose product is annotated as activity regulated cytoskeleton associated protein. The record is from RefSeq and is a predicted model, not a curated record. Gene Ontology annotation, biological process: positive regulation of AMPA receptor activity; regulation of neuronal synaptic plasticity; regulation of long-term synaptic potentiation. Gene Ontology annotation, cellular component: cytoplasm; plasma membrane; actin cytoskeleton. NCBI's taxonomy places the organism in Eukaryota, Metazoa, Chordata, Lepidosauria, Squamata, Lacertidae. Gene Ontology annotation, molecular function: mRNA binding.
AUGCAGUUGGAGAACAUCAACCAGGUGAACCUCCACUCCUUCCAGGGCCACCGUGGCGUGGCCAAUAACAACAAGCCCAACGUGAUCCUCCAGAUAGGGAAGUGCAGGGCAGAGAUGCUAGACCACGUCAGGAGGACCCACCGGCACCUCCUGACCGAGGUGUCAAAGCAGGUGGAGCGGGAGCUGAAAGGCCUGCAGAAGUCGGUGGGGAAACUUGAGAACAACCUUGAGGACCAUGUCCCCUCGGCUGCUGAGAACCAGAGGUGGAAGAAGUCCAUCAAGGCCUGCCUGUCUAGAUGCCAGGAGACCAUUGCUCACUUGGAGAGGUGGGUCAAGAGAGAGAUGAAUGUCUGGAAGGAAGUGUUCUUCCGCCUGGAGAAGUGGGCUGACCGGCUCGAGUCUGGUGGGGCGAAGUAUUGCCAUGGGGACAACCACAGGCAAACUGUCUCGGUAGGGGUGGGAGGCCCAGAGAUCAGGCCCAGUGAAGGGGAGAUUUAUGAUUAUGCUCUAGACAUGAGCCAGAUGUAUGCCCUGACACCUCCUCCUUCCGGGGAUGUCCCUAUCAUGCCUCAGUCCCAUGAUUCCUACCAGUGGGUCUCUGUCUCAGAAGAUACUCCACCUUCCCCAGUGGAGACCCAGAUUUUUGAGGACCCCAGGGAGUUCCUGACUCACCUGGAGGACUACCUGAAGCAGGUGGGUGGCACUGAGGAGUACUGGCUCUCUCAGAUUGAGAACCACAUGAAUGGGCCCGCCAAAAAGUGGUGGGAGUACAAGCAGGACUCCGUCAAGAACUGGCUGGAGUUCAAAAAGGAGUUCCUUCAGUAUAGCGAGGGCACCCUGACCAGGGAUGCCAUCAAGAGAGAGCUGGAUCUCCCUCAGAAGGAUGGAGAACCUCUAGAUCAGUUCCUCUGGCGCAAAAGGGACCUGUACCAGACCCUCUACGUUGAUGCUGAGGAGGAGGAGGUCAUCCAGUACGUGGUAGGGACCCUCCAGCCCAAGCUCAAACGCUUCCUCAGCCACCCUUACCCCAAAACUUUAGAACAGCUGAUUCAGAGGGGCAAGGAAGUUGAGGUAAACUAUGACAACUCUGAGGAGCCCAGUCCCCAGAGGACCCCUGAGUUAAGGGACUCAUUGGAAAGCAUCCCUCCCUCCACCACUGCCAGCCCUGUUGCUAGUGAUGGAACUCAACCUGAGGUUUCUGUCCCACCGACCACAGUGAUAUGA